Molecule: messenger RNA, 786 nt
Organism: Moesziomyces antarcticus
Lineage: Eukaryota; Fungi; Basidiomycota; Ustilaginomycetes; Ustilaginales; Ustilaginaceae
Product: DUF572-domain-containing protein
Exons: 1
Coding region: 1-786 (261 amino acids)
Biological process (GO): mRNA splicing, via spliceosome
Cellular component (GO): post-mRNA release spliceosomal complex; U2-type spliceosomal complex
Source: RefSeq, a predicted model, not a curated record
AUGGGUCGAUACCGACCGCCAUCCUCCGAUCCCCGUCGAGACCCCUUUAACGCUACACAUCCACUCGGAGCUCGAGCACGCAAGAUCUCCUCCGGGAUUCUGGUCGUACGCUUCGCACUGCCGUUCCACAUCUACUGUCUCGGCUGCAACACGCACCUCGCUCAAGGCCGACGAUUCAACGCGGAGAAAUCGCACGUCGACGACUACCUCAGCAUCAAAAUCUACGCGUUCAGAUGCAAGUGUCCCUGUGGCGCGUGGAUUGAGAUCCGCACCGACCCCCAGCACGCCUGCUACGUCGUUCACGCAGGUGCGAGGAAGCAGAUCCAAGACUGGGAUCCACUCCAACACGGUGGCCAUGCGAUCUACGAUACCGAAGCCAAGAAAGACGAGGGAGAUGCUUUUGCAAAGGUGCAAGGUGAAGAGGAACUUAAGCGGAAGAAGAGAAAGUGGGAGCAAAGGGUGGGCGAGUUGGAGGAGCAGCAGCAAAAGUGGAAAGAUCCCUACACGGUCAAUGCCAACCUUAGGCGCGGGUUUAGGAGCGAGAAACAUGCAACGACCGUACAGAUGCAGAAGGAUUGCGAGACGAGAGAUGCCAUCGGCUGGAAUCACGAUCGCUUGCUGCUGCCCACUUCGCCGGAGACCGAUGCGAAAGAUCGCCUGGCGUGGAGGGCGAAUCGCAAACCCAACACUUGCGUCGAGACAGCGUCGCCCGCACAGAGAUUGAAGAACACCAUCCUGGCCAACUCGAGGCGCAAAGCAGACGCCCAAAAGUCGUCCCGCAAGUAA